AUGGAAAAAUCCAAAAAUUUCCGCAUCGACGCGCUGCUGGCUGUCGACCCCCCCAAGGCGGUGGUGGCGGCGGCGGGGCAGAGCGCGCCGCUGGCCCUGGUCACCUCGCUGGGCGGCAGCGGCAGUAGCAGCAGCGGGAGCGGCAGCCCCCCGUCCUCGUCCUCCUCCUCCUCGUCCUCCUCCUCGUCCUCUUCCUCCUCCUCCGAGCAUCCCGCCGGCGGCCCCGCCGACUGCCUGCGCACCGACAGCCCCUCUCCGCCUCGCCUCCUGGCCGCCCACUGCGCCCUGGUCCCCAAACCCGGCUUUCUGCCCGCUACCGGCGCCGGCGCCCACCCGCAUCACCACGCCUCGGCGGCCGGCAUGGCCCUGGGACUGCACCCCGCGGCGCCCGGCGGGCCGGGCAUGCCGGCGCAGGCGGCCCUCUACGGGCAUCCCGUGUACGGGUACUCGGCGCUGGGCGGGCAGCACCCGGCCCUCUCCUACUCCUACUCGCAAGUGCAGGGAGCGCACCCCUCGCACCCCGCCGCCGACCCCAUCAAGCUCAGCGCCGGCACCUUCCAGCUGGACCAGUGGCUGCGGGCCUCCACCGCCGGCAUGAUCCUGCCCAAGAUGCCCGACUUCAACUCCCAGGCGCAGUCCAACCUGCUGGGGAAGUGCCGCCGGCCCCGCACGGCCUUCACCAGCCAGCAGCUGCUGGAACUGGAGCACCAGUUCAAGCUCAACAAGUAUCUCUCCCGGCCCAAGCGCUUCGAGGUGGCCACGUCGCUGAUGCUUACCGAGACGCAGGUGAAGAUUUGGUUCCAGAACCGGCGCAUGAAGUGGAAGCGCAGCAAGAAGGCGAAGGAGCAGGCGGCACAGGAGGCUGAGAAGCAGAAGGGGGGCGGCGGGGAGGACAAGGGGGAUGAGGACCUGCUGCUGCCCGCCCCGGAGAAGAGCAGCGGGAGGAGGAUGCGGGAACUGCCCGACAGCGAGCCCGAGGACGAGGACGACGAAGAGGAGGAAGAGGAGGCGGCGGCGGCGGCGGCGGCCGGGCGAUGCUGCCCUUACCACUCCUCCGACUGCUCCGAGGCGGACGAGGAGGACACGCAGCCCCGGGGCCGGCACGGAGCCCCGGUGCAGCCCCAGUGA
Aquila chrysaetos chrysaetos is the source of this 1128-nucleotide messenger RNA. RefSeq names its product motor neuron and pancreas homeobox 1 (gene MNX1). The coding region runs from base 1 to 1128 and encodes 375 amino acids. The record is from RefSeq and is a predicted model, not a curated record. NCBI's taxonomy places the organism in Eukaryota, Metazoa, Chordata, Aves, Accipitriformes, Accipitridae. The transcript is spliced from 3 exons. Gene Ontology annotation, biological process: central nervous system development; regulation of DNA-templated transcription; spinal cord motor neuron cell fate specification. Gene Ontology annotation, cellular component: nucleus. Gene Ontology annotation, molecular function: DNA-binding transcription factor activity, RNA polymerase II-specific; sequence-specific double-stranded DNA binding.